CCAAGCAAGAGCUGUCACUGGCUGUGUGCGCUAGGCUGAGCAUCGAGAAUGCUUUGCUGUUUUGUUUUUCCCUCUGAGGAUUGGACGAGGACGCUUUUCUCGACUCCCUGAACCCUGGGCCUUUGGGCAGUGGCAGUGGGGUCUCCCUGGGUCAUGCCCCUUACAUUAGCAUCUCAGCCACCACUCCUGAGACGAGCGCGAACCGCGGAGGGUCGAGUGCGGGGUCCCGCAGCAGGUGUCACGGGCAGGGAAGGGACUCGGGCGCACAAGGGUGGGAAUGACAGAUGGGCCCCGCGGCCCGAGGUGGGACGCCCGGAACCCGUCAGCUCCCGCUGCCACUGAGGAAGAGGACCCGGCAGGCUGAGGGUAGCGGCGGUGCCGGGCAAGCGCUCCCUGAGGUGAAGCGCCCCCUGAGGGCACCGGCCCGCCGCGCCAGCCGGCCAAGGAAAGUUAGUGCGGGGUCCGCGCCGCCGCCACAGUCCGCGGGGCCCGGGAGUGCCUCAGUCAGGAACGGUGCAGAGCUCCGAGCGCAGGCGAGCCCCAGCCCUGCAGAGAGAGCUCGGAACGCCAGCGGUUCCGUCAGCUCCCUCAGCGCGGCGCGACCCCGCCCGGGCAACCCGCCACCUUCCCGCCAUGCCCUGCUGAGGUCGAGACCCCGACCCUCCAAGAAGCCCGCGGCCGCCUUUACCUCAGCUCUGUGGUCCGCGGCGCGUUCUCGCCGGCUCAAGAGAAUCCCGACUCGCCACAGCUGCCCCGCCGGCGCGAGCUCUCACCCCCGCCCCCUCAGGUGCCUGGAGAUGUUUGUUUAUGCCACAGCCCAGUCACAUCCCCUGGUAUUACCGGACUGCCCAUGUUGAAAGGGCCUGUUCAGCUCUGAAUGCCCUGGGAGGAAGUUGCUCAACCUGCAUGGAAACCAAAACCCUCACUCUGGUUUCCUCUGAAAAACGUUGCAGCAAUUUCUUAGCUGGCAGUGGCAGAGACCUGGCCAUUGCCUAGACCUCGAGCCAUCCAACUGGCCAUUUUGUAAUCAUGGAUACAUCUGGCAGAAGUUCA
Mesocricetus auratus (golden hamster) is the source of this 1053-nucleotide messenger RNA. RefSeq names its product rabphilin-3A-like. The coding region runs from base 285 to 857 and encodes 190 amino acids. The record is from RefSeq and is a predicted model, not a curated record. Lineage: Eukaryota; Metazoa; Chordata; Mammalia; Rodentia; Cricetidae. The transcript has 2 exons.